AUGAAGCUGCAGGCGGUGAUGGAGAACCUGCAGCGGCAGCAGCGCGCACGGCUGCAGCAGGCGCUGGAAGCGCGGCAGCAGGAGCAGCAGCAGCAGCCGCCGCUGCGCUCCACGUCCCCCCCAGCGCAGCCCCCGGGGCUGCCCCCUGCCAGCACCCCGGCCCGGGGCCGUGGGCAGGAUCCAGCCCCGGCGCCCUCGGAGGAGGGAGCGGAGCCUGAGAGCGCACACAUCCAGCGGGCGCAGAUGGCCGCCCUGGCUGCCAUGCGGGCGGCUGCCGCCGGCCUCAGCCACUCGCCCAGCCCGGGGCUGUCGGACGAGAGCCAGGCCUCCGAGGAGGAGGAAGAGGAGGAGCGCGGCGAGGAGGAGGAAGAUGGCAGCGGGUACCAGCAGGAGAUGGGCUCCGAGGAGGAGGAGGACCUAAAGGGCAAAUGGGAUGAGGAUGACUUUGAAGAGGACCUGGGUGAGGAAGAAGAGGAAGAAGAAGAGGAGGAGGAAGAGGAAGACUAUGAGGAAGAAGAAGACAUGGGAGAGGAAGGGCUCAGCUCAUCAGAGGCGGUGCGGGCGGGUGCGGGAUCCCUGCUGCUCCGCAAGCCCCCGGCACCCCAGCACUACCGGGGGGAGCCGCCACGGCUGCCAGGGGGGCAGGAGCGGCUGCCCCCCGGCCUGGGCCACUCUCAGCCCCCGCCACCAGCACCUGACCACGGCGACUGGACCUACGAGGAGCAGUUCAAGCAGCUGUACGAGCUGGAUGGUGACCCCAGGAGGAAGGAGUUCCUGGACGACCUCUUCAGCUUCAUGCAGAAGCGAGGGACCCCCGUGAACCGGAUCCCCAUCAUGGCCAAGCAGGUGCUGGACCUGUACAUGCUGUACACGCUGGUGACCGAGAAGGGGGGUCUGGUGGAGGUCAUCAACAAGAAGCUGUGGCGGGAGAUCACCAAGGGGCUGAGCCUGCCCACCUCCAUCACCAGCGCGGCCUUCACCCUGCGCACCCAGUACAUGAAGUACCUGUACCCCUACGAGUGUGAGAAGCGUGGGCUGAGCAACCCCAACGAGCUGCAGGCGGCCAUCGACAGCAACCGGCGGGAGGGCCGGCGGCAGGGCUUCGGCGGCUCGCUCUUCGCCUACUCGCCCGGCGGCACCCACGGCCUCCUCUCCUCGCCCAAGCUGCCAGUGCCGGCGCUGGGGCUGGCGUCUGCCACCAACGGCGGGGCCAUCACGCCGGGCAAGAAGAUCAAGAAAGAGGAGGACUCUCCCAUCCCCAUCUCCAUGCCCAGCCGCCUCCCGGUCUCACUGGCCGGGCACCCGGUGGUGGCGGCGCAGGCGGCCGCGGUGCAGGUGGCAGCGGCCGCCCAGGCCGCGGCGCUGGAACAGCUGCGGGAGAAGCUGGAGUCGGGGGAGCCCCCGGAGAAGAAGCUGGCGCUGGUGACGGACGAGCAGCAGCGGCUGAUGCAGCGGGCGCUGCAGCAGAACCUCCUGGCCAUGACGGCCCAGCUGCCCAUGAGCAUCCGCAUCAACAGCCAGGGCACGCGCUCGCCAGAGAACCGCCCGGACGCCGCCGCCGCCAGCAGCAACGGCACCAACAGCAUCAGCAUGUCGGUGGAGAUCAACGGCAUCGUCUACACAGGUGUGCUGUUCGCCCAGACGCCCGGCCCUUCCUCCUCCUCUUCCUCCUCAUCCUCCUCUGCCUACAGCAAAGGCAACGGCGGCAGCAGCCGGAGCAGCGGCGGCAGCGGGGUGGGGAGCGGCGGCGGCAGCGUGCCCCCCGCCCCGGCCGGCCUGGCCGUGCCCCCCAGCUCUACCUCCAACAGCGCUUCGCCUUAACGCCCCCCGGAGCCUCCUCGGGCCCCUCGUGGCACCGGCGGCCGUGGGGGGGACGGGGUCGCACCGGGGGUCUCGCCCCAGGUCUUGCCAGGGUCGCUCUGGGGUCUCACCAGGAUUUCACCGGGAUCUCGCCAGGGUUUCGUUGAGAUCUCGCUGGGGUCUCACCAAGGGUCUCUCCCGAGGUCUUUGCCAGGGUUUCUCCGGGGGUCCCAUCGGGGGUCUCCGAUGGGCUCUGCCCUCGUUCUCGUGUUGUUGGGUUUUCCUUUUCCAGGCAGAAAAGCUUUAGCCCCGGGGGGUUUUGCCGGAGCCGCCGGCUGUCCGGCUGCGCCGCUCCGGGACCGUUUACCUCACUCACAUCACACUUUGCACUGUACAUUUAUUAUUAUUAUUAUUAUAAUUAUUAUUAUUUUUUAACUCGUGUUACCUCCAGACAGACGCACGGACGCCUGCCGACGCGAGCUCUAGCGAAACCCCCCCGGAAUUCUAAAGGAAAAAAAAAAAAAAACAAAACAAAAAUCCUGAAAAAAAAUUGGAAAUAGGGAGAUAUUUUAUUCGUUUCCAUCUCUUUUCCCUCCUUUGUUUUGGGAACUCCACUCUCUGCAGGAUUUUAAGAGGUUGUUUUUUGAUUGUUUCGUUGUAAAUAGCUUCUAUUUUAUUCUCUAAAAAAAAAAAAAAAAAAAAGAAUCAAACUUUUAACAUGCAAAUGAUAUAUAUUAGUCUUCAUCAGGGAAAACGGGAGCUUGGAAAAAAGUUGGAAUCUCCUUUCUCCUCUACUUCUCGGUGGUUGGGUCCAGCUCUGCUCCUUCCCCCACCGGCAAAUCCUACUUUUUAUCCCUCCCCCUGCAUAAAACUACUGUUUAAAGCCAAUUUUGGGCUUCUUCCCUCCAAAACCAAGCAGGAUCCAGAGGAUGGGGAUGCUCGGAGCUGCAGGACGCUCCGGAGCUCACGGAGAACCCGAAGGACCUGAGGAUUUAUUUUAAGCCUCACAAUCUCUGGGGGGGGUUUUUUUUGGUUGGUUUUUUUUUUUUUUUUUUUUUGUUUUUUUACUAUUUCCCCCUCCAAAAAAAAAAAGCUUCACCCACAUCUGCGUGAGACACAAUCCAACACGAUACCGAAACCCCGUCGCCCCCCUCGGUAUCUCCGUUCUCAGGUUCCCACCUGGAGCACAGGGUUUUUCCCCCUUCCCAGGUGCCCCCCAGGGGAGGGGGGGUCCAGGUUGGUGGCACCUCCCUCUCCCCACCUUUAUUUUUUAAUUUCACUCGGGGAAGUGGCGAUCUCAGGGGAUUUGGGGUUUUUCCAGCUGGGUUUUUUUUGUUGUUGUUGUUGUUUUCAGCUGGGUUUGUUUUGGUUUUUUUUUAAUUUUUUUUCUUUUUUUGUCCGUGCUGGAAUCUCCUCGGUGGCUCUGUUGGUGGGGGGUCUUGGUGGCUUCACGGACCCUUUUUUGGGGGGGCCUGGGAGGGUCUGGCCAGCUCCUGCUGCUGUUGGGGUCCAGCCCAGCUCCCCGUAAGGAGAAAUUCCAAAGGGGAAUUUUCAUGCCCAGGGCGGGUUUAGAUUUUCAUAGGUUUUUUUUUUUUUUUUUGCAUUGUACAGUCACUAUUUUGGGUUGUUUGGGGUUUGUUUUUUUUUUUUUUUUUAAUUAUUUUCCUUCCCUUCCUUUCCAUGCCCCCCUUUCUGUUUUGUUUUGUUUUGUUUUUUGAGAGCGGGUGACUUUCCACUUUAUUUUUCUUCUUUGCAUAUCGAUUUAAAAAUAAUAAAAAAGAGCCUAAAUCAGUUUUUUUUUGCGGGGGGGGUGUGGGGGUUUGGAAAGAAAAUUAAAUUAAAGGAGCGGCACCAGCUGCAGCCGCCCCCCUUCCUCCCCCCAGCGUUGCAUAUCUUAACUCAGGUAAAAAAGGAAAAUGAGAAAAGAAGAAAAAAAAAAAAACACAAAAGACGAAAAAGAAAAAAAAGGAAUAAAAAAAUAAACCACAU
Molecule: messenger RNA, 3789 nt
Organism: Hirundo rustica (Barn swallow)
Lineage: Eukaryota; Metazoa; Chordata; Aves; Passeriformes; Hirundinidae
Gene: ARID3A
Product: AT-rich interaction domain 3A
Biological process (GO): regulation of transcription by RNA polymerase II
Cellular component (GO): nucleus
Molecular function (GO): DNA binding
Source: RefSeq, a predicted model, not a curated record